AGCCCCGCCGCCACCUCCCCGUCCGCGGGGGCGGGCGCCGGGGGAGGCGGCGGCAGCGACAGCGGCGGCGGCGGCGGCGGCUGGACCAAGCAGGUCACCUGCAGGUAUUUCAUGCAUGGGGUUUGUAAGGAAGGAGAUAACUGUCGUUAUUCACACGACCUCUCUGACAGUCCGUACGGUGUAGUGUGCAAGUAUUUUCAGCGAGGAUAUUGUAUUUACGGAGACCGCUGCAGAUAUGAACACAGCAAACCAUUGAAGCAGGAAGAAGUGACCGCUACAGAUCUAACUGCAAAACCAACUCUUGCUGCUUCCUCAAGUCUCUCAUCAGUAGUCGGACCAGUCGCUGAAAUGAAUACGGGUGAAGCCGAGACAAGGAAUGCCAACUUUGCCGCUCUAGGAGUGGGUUCGGAGGACUGGGUGAAUGCCAUUGAGUUCGUUCCUGGGCAGCCGUACUGUGGCCGGACUGCCCCUUCCUGCACCGAAGCGCCCCUGCAGGGCUCAGUGACCAAGGAGGAAGCUGAGAAGGAGCCCUCUGCAGUGGAGACCAAGAAACAGCUGUGCCCUUACGCAGCUGUGGGCGAGUGCCGCUAUGGGGAGAACUGUGUGUACCUCCACGGAGACUCCUGUGACAUGUGUGGUCUGCAGGUCCUGCACCCCAUGGAUGCUGCCCAGAGGUCACAGCACAUCAAAUCUUGCAUUGAGGCCCAUGAGAAAGACAUGGAGCUCUCAUUUGCUGUCCAGCGCAGUAAGGACAUGGUGUGUGGGAUCUGCAUGGAGGUGGUCUAUGAGAAAGCCAACCCCAGUGAGCGCCGCUUUGGGAUUCUUUCCAACUGCAACCACACCUACUGUCUCAAGUGCAUUCGCAAGUGGAGGAGUGCGAAGCAAUUUGAGAGCAAGAUCAUAAAGUCCUGCCCAGAAUGCCGGAUCACAUCUAACUUUGUCAUUCCAAGUGAGUACUGGGUGGAGGAGAAAGAAGAGAAGCAGAAACUCAUUCAGAAAUACAAGGAGGCAAUGAGCAACAAGGCGUGCAGGUAUUUUGAUGAAGGACGCGGGAGCUGUCCAUUUGGAGGGAACUGUUUUUACAAGCAUGCCUACCCUGAUGGCCGUAGAGAGGAGCCACAGAGACAGAAAGUGGGAACAUCAAGCAGAUACCGGGCCCAACGAAGGAACCACUUCUGGGAGCUCAUUGAGGAAAGAGAGAGCAGCAACCCCUUUGACCACGACGAAGAGGAGGUUGUCACCUUUGAGCUGGGCGAGAUGUUGCUUAUGCUUUUGGCUGCAGGUGGGGACGACGACCUGACAGACUCGGAAGACGAGUGGGACUUAUUUCAUGACGAGCUGGAAGAUUUUUAUGACUUGGAUCUAUAGCAGCUUGGCCUGGCCGCGUGCCCCGGGCUCGCUGAGCCCCAGACAGUAGCCGUCCCUGUGCUGGUGUGGCAGUGCCCGUGGUCCUCUCCUAGGCAGGCCUCGAAACUCCAGGUGCUGUCGUGAUCCUCCUACCCAGGGCCUGUCUUCUCGACCCCCCACCUUUCCCCCAAGGAGUGUGUUGUUUUCUCUGUUCAAAAAAAGUUUCAAAAACCAAUCUUAAAGUUAGUUUGUGGUUUUUUUGUUUUGUUUUGUUUUUUCUUUUUGUUUUUGGUAAUGGUUUUGAUUGUCAGACAGUUAGUGUAGGUUUGUUGCCAGAUUCAGUCUAGGGGAAUGUGUGUGGAAUUACUACACUCUUGGUGAGGACCUCAGGUUCAGGUAAUGGCUGCGGCCUCUGGGCACGGGGUGGGUUGGUGAAAGGAUCUGAACUGGCAAGAAGUUUUCAGCUCCAGACUUCAGGGCUGUCUUCUUGAGGCUUUGGUCAAAUCUGCACAUCUGUAUUUUGGUUUUUUUGAUCUGUUCUACCCUGCCACCCCUACCCUGUGCACUCGAUCUGUGGUUUGGGUCUCUUGUUCAGUUGCACACAAGGAAUAAAUACUACUGGGUAAUCAGAACCAAGUGUGAAGGUCUUGGGAGUUUCACUAUGUGGAGCACGAUGGGAAGUUGAGAGGACACAAGGGCUAGGUUUUGGCCUUGGGUGCAGGCAGAACUGGACGGGAUACCUCCCAUCCCUCCCCAAGGCUGCUGAACCAGCAGGCACACCCAGGUAGUCCGCUUCUCACUCUGCAGAGAUGCAGUGUUCUUUAGCGGGGAAAACUUGGCCAUUCUGGUUCUGUCCAGGGUUGGAAAGUAGGAGAGGACCAGCAGUUGUGGAUUCUAGUUGUUUUAGAGCAGUGCCAGCUCUGUUGAUGUAAAUAGAGAAACGGGUGUAGCCAUAGAGGUGAGCGCUGUCUGGUUAGCCCAUAUAUUAACACAAACUGGGUCUUGGAUACACAGUUAUAUUUAAUGUUUUCUGCUCCCUUAGCCUUUCCAGUCUGGGCACUUUUUGAUGAACUUUGUCCUCGUUCGAGGGGUUUUGUUGUCGGGUUUUUGUGUUUGUUUCUGUGGGUAUUUGCCUCUUUCCAUCCCCGAGCUUUGCGGGUAGACAGAUGUGAUUCCAAGCUACGUCCCGAGGUGUUUCUUGUAGUGGAGUCAUUGGUUUGCAGUAAUAACGUCCUGCUUUUCCACUAAAAGGGGGGGGUUGGUCAUUCACAAGACAAGCUAAAAUCCAGUUAUUAGAAUUCCUGAAAGGGAAGUUUUAGCUUUGCGUUGUGUUGCUCUAUUUCCUAAAAAUAACUCGGAGAUGCUCCUCAUUUGUCCAUCUGCUGCUCUGAUUCCUUGAUCCCACCUGUUCACUUUAAGAAAACAAGGAAUUGUUGCAGAGGUCUCUGUAUUUUGCAGCUGCCCUUUUGUAAGAAGCACUUUUCCCAAAUAAAACAAUAAAAACAAA
Suncus etruscus (white-toothed pygmy shrew) is the source of this 2854-nucleotide messenger RNA. RefSeq names its product makorin ring finger protein 1 (gene MKRN1). Gene Ontology annotation, molecular function: ubiquitin protein ligase activity; metal ion binding. The record is from RefSeq and is a predicted model, not a curated record. NCBI's taxonomy places the organism in Eukaryota, Metazoa, Chordata, Mammalia, Eulipotyphla, Soricidae. Gene Ontology annotation, biological process: protein polyubiquitination. Bases 112 to 1368 code for a protein of 418 amino acids. The transcript has 8 exons.